AUGGAGUCAAAGAUUAAGUUGAGCGACCCAAACGGGCCCGAUGACCCAGACGGGCUUGACAACCCGGACAAGCCCAAUGACCAGGACAGGCCCGAUGACAAGGACAGACCCGACGACCAAGAUGAGCCCGACGACCAGGACGGGCUUGACAACCCGGACAUGCUAAACAACACGGACGGGCCCAAAAACCCAGACGGGCCAGACGACCAAGAUGGGCCCGACGACCAGGACGGGCCUGACAACCCGGACAUGCCAGACAACACGGACGGGCUCGACGACCCAAACGGGCCCGAAAACCCGGACGGGCCAAAAGAGCCAGAUGAGCCCUACGACCCAGACGAGCCCAACGAUCUAAACGGGACGAUGACCCGAACAGGCCCAACGAUUCAAACAGGCCCAAUGAUGCAGACAGGCCCAAUGACCCGAACGGGCCAACGACUCGUUGGUUAUGUUACAGAAGUUGACAAAGACCACGAUGGGAGUGAAGAGGUGGAGGUUCAGGGCGUGAUAAAGUGGAGGGUCAGGGGGCAUGAUGAAGUUAAGGGUCAGGAGGGUCAAAUGGUGAUGAAGUUGACUGUCAGGGGUGAUAAAGUUGAGGGUCAAGGCUAA
Vigna unguiculata (cowpea) is the source of this 609-nucleotide messenger RNA. The record is from RefSeq and is a predicted model, not a curated record. Lineage: Eukaryota; Viridiplantae; Streptophyta; Magnoliopsida; Fabales; Fabaceae.